GCCACAGGUUUCCAUCCUGCCUCGUGGGGAGCAGCCCUGUGCUACAGCAACCCUGAGCAGAGCAGGGGGAGCUGCCUGCACCCUGUGGGACCUUCUGCCCUUCCUGAGAAGUGAUGGCAUCGCUGUGGGUGAGAGCUCGGAAGCUGUUCAUGAAGAGUCGUUCUUCAGGUCUGUCGGCGAAGGCAGCCCCGGAGAUGGGCAGCGGCGGCGCGGACAGGGGCUACCGGAUCCCCGCCGGGAAGGGCCCGCACAACGUGGGCUGCACGGACCUGAUGACCGGCAACGCGGCCGAGGGCAGCUUUUUGCGCCUGUAUUAUCCAUCAUGUGACGACACAGAGAUUGAAGAGACGCCGUGGAUUCCGGACAAAGAGUACUACCAGGGGCUGUGUGACUUCCUCAACAUGUACCGGGCUGUGGGGGAAAGGCUUUUCCAAUACUAUGUUGGUUCAGUGACCUGUCCUGCAAAAUCUAACGCUGCUUUUAAGCCAGGAGAAAAAUACCCACUGCUCGUUUUCUCCCAUGGACUGGGAGCUUUCAGGACCAUCUACUCCGCUAUCUGCAUAGAGAUGGCUUCUCAAGGCUUUCUAGUGGCAGCUGUGGAGCACAGAGAUGAAUCGGCUUCAGCAACGUAUUUCUGUAAGAAGAAGGGUGAUUCUGAGCCAGAGGAGGAGGCUGCGUCAGGUGUGGAGAAGGAGUGGAUCUACUACAGGAAGCUCAGGGCAGGGGAGGAGGAGCGCUGUCUGCGGCACCAGCAGGUACUGCAGAGAGCACAGGAGUGCAUCAAAGCGCUCGACCUCAUUCUUAAAAUCAAUUCAGGAGAGGACGUGAUGAAUGUGCUGAACUCAGGCUUUGACUGGAACCACCUGAAGGAUUCUGUUGAUACUAGCAGAAUAGCUGUGAUGGGACACUCUUUUGGUGGUGCUACAGUUAUUGAGAGUCUCAGCAAAGAAAUUAGAUUUAGGUGCGGCAUUGCCCUGGAUGCAUGGAUGCUGCCAGUGGGCGAUGACACUUACCAAAGCAGUGUGCAGCAACCACUGCUCUUCAUCAACUCGGAGAAAUUCCAGUGGGCUUCCAAUGUCUUAAAGAUGAAGGAGCUCAGCUCCAACGAUACCAACAAGAAAAUGAUCACCAUCAAGGGAUCGGUACAUCAAAGCUUUCCUGAUUUUACUUUUGUGAGCGGAGAAAUCAUUGGAAAGUUUUUCAAGUUAAAGGGAGAAAUCGAUCCAAAUGAAGCUAUUGAUAUAUGCAAUCACGCUUCAUUAGCCUUCCUGCAGAAACAUCUGAGUCUUCAGAGAGAUUUUGAUAAGUGGGAUUCACUUGUGGAUGGCAUAGGACCCAAUGUUAUUUCUGGUACCAAUAUCGACUUAUCUCCGACUGAGUAAGGAAUACAAGAAAGUACUUCAAGGGCCCCAUUCAUCAGGACACCAACACUGGCCACCUAUUGCUUGGAGCUGAGAUAGCACUGCCUCCUACACAGCUUUUGGGGUGUGAAACAACCAAAACAAUCACAAUGGAGAGAAACUUAAAGUUCAGAGGAGCUGGUGGGGUUCUCUAAUUUACUGCUUUGCAGGCAGCUGAUAGGAGGAAUCACUUGAUGGUAAUUUAAACAUUUCUGACCUAAAAUCAACUUUACAGGGAUAAAUUAAGCUCCAAGGAAUUCAACUACCCAGUUCUGUCAGUCUGCAGCACCCAGCACAUUUGGGGAUUGUUUUGCCCUGUAAGAAAGAGCUCCUUUGAUUUAUUAAACUACAGAAGAGUAUUUCAGCUCUGCUCCAGGAUCAGCUGGGGCUGGGACAGACUUCACUCCAUGAAGAUGCCACUGGAAGAAGCUCUUCUAAAUUGGCAUUUAAAUGAAUGUCCCAGUAAAAGCUACAUGAAAUAGUGUAGGGUAACUGCCAAAGGAAGAGUUGGAUCUGACAGAGCCUCCCCUGUGAGCUGACCCCUUUUCGUGUUCACACUGCAGUGCUCAGAGGUGGUUUCCACUCCAAAAGCUGCUAAAAAGGUCACUCAGAGCAAGUGUAGUUUCCUGAGGCAGAGCUUCACAGCAGGGCCUCCCCCAUCAAUCCCUGUCUCACCAUCACUAGUAGUGCUGCUGAUUAAACUGUGCAUCUGUUCCACCACUGCUACCCACUCCCUUUAAAGAGGGGCACACAAGCAGUGGUUGAUUGCAGUGAUGUCUCAGAUACCCUCCACGUACUCAUCUUUGUUCAGGUGCUGGCACUGCUGUCUGUAGGUGCCAGCAGACACUGGGGGCUGUGAAAGGCCAAAUGCAGCUCUGCUUUCCAGAGCAAAACUGCCUGGAGCUGCUACAAGGAAGGACUUGUAGAGGAGAACUACUUCUGACUGUAACCUGUUUGUUCCAAACUAAGGGUGCAAACAAGAUGCAACUGGAGCAGUUAACACUAAUUAAGUAUUUUACAUAGAUCUGAUCUUAAUGUGAGAUUGCAAUGACAGCUGCAGUCUGCUUUUCAAGUAUUAAAUUCUUUACAGCCUA
This is a messenger RNA of Coturnix japonica (Japanese quail), 2494 nucleotides long. RefSeq names its product phospholipase A2 group VII (gene PLA2G7). Lineage: Eukaryota; Metazoa; Chordata; Aves; Galliformes; Phasianidae. The record is from RefSeq and is a predicted model, not a curated record. Gene Ontology annotation, molecular function: 1-alkyl-2-acetylglycerophosphocholine esterase activity.